GUCACCUAAUUAAAGUGCUCAAAACAUAAAGAGAGAGAGAGAGAGAGGUUAAUUAGUAGCAAAUCAUGACAUUCUUUCUUCAUCUGCUUCUUUUCGGCGUUGCUGCGUGGUUUGUUCAUGUUGAUGCACAGGUUCAAACAGGUUACAUAAGCAUUGAUUGUGGAUCACCGGAAAAUUUCAACUAUGUGGAUCUUGAUACGGGCAUAAGUUAUACUUCUGAUGGAUCGUUUGUAAGCACGGGAGUGAAUAGGAACAUUUCUUUAGAAUAUGCAUACCCGAACAACCCAAUGCUCCCACAGCCUCUUUCAGAUCUUAGAACCUUUCCUCAAGGGAACAAAAACUGUUACACGUUAAGACCCAAUGGUGGGAAAACCAGCUUAAAUCUGAUUCGGGCUACUUUCAUGUAUGGAAACUAUGAUGGAGAAAAUAAACUACCAGAGUUUGAUCUUUACCUCGGUGUAAACCUUUGGCUAUCAGUUAAAUUUGUAAACGCUUCUGAUGUUGUUACCACGGAAAUCAUUGGAGUUGCAUUACAAGAUACUUUUAGUGUUUGUCUUGUGAAUGUAGGACAAGGUGUUCCGUUCAUAUCAGCAUUGGAGUUAAGGCCACUUCAUGGGUCAAUUUACAACAUUGAACCUGGGAUUUAUGGGUCAUUAGUUUUGUUCGAAAGAUUGGACAUUGGCUAUACUAAUGGGACGGGUCGAUAUGCAGAUGAUAUAUAUGACCGAAUCUGGUCUCCUUAUAAUUCUCCAUUAUGGGAUUCUUUGCGCACGUCUGUAGCUAUAGAUAUAAGUGGAAAUGGUUAUAGUGCACCAAAUGAAGUCAUGCAAACGGGCUCCACACCCAAAAAUGGAACCGAGUCUUUAGAGUUUAGCUGGAACGUUUCUGACCCAAAAUCAAAGUUUUACAUCUAUAUGUACUUUGCUGACUUAGUAGUGCCAGGUAGGAAUCAGACACGACAGUUUAAUAUUUCUUGGAACGAAAUUCAACUCUUUGGAAAUGUGAGUCCUCGUGCUUACUAUGCAUCUACAUUUUACAAUUCUAGAGCGUUGGUGGGAAAUGAUCACAAGAUUUCCAUUCAAAGAAGUGGUUCUGAAAAUGUGUUGCCCAUUCUUAAUGCUAUCGAGAUUUAUAGGCUUCAGGAGUUCACAGAACUGGCAACAAUUAGUAAUGAUGUUGAUGCAAUACACAAUAUUAGAACAGCUUACAAAGUAAACAAAAAUUGGGUAGGAGAUCCCUGUGGCCCUAAAAACUACUCAUGGGAAGGUGUAAUUUGCAACUAUACUAAUUCGAGUCCCCCUCAAAUCAUAUCCAUAAAUCUUUCUACAAGUGAUUUAACCGGCCAUAUAGCUGCCUCCUUUGCGAAUCUUUCAUCACUUGAAACAUUAGAUCUAUCGAACAACAGUUUGACUGGGCCAAUACCCGACUUUCUGGAAAAGCUUUCAUCUUUGAAGUUUUUGGACUUACGGGGAAAUCAACUAUCAGGCUAUGUAUCACGGUCUCUUUUGGAGAGAUCAAGAGCUGGGUUACUCAUAUUAAGUGUGGAUAGCCAAAACCUUUGUGACUCGGGCUCUUGCCAAAGUAAGAAGAAAAAGGUUGCAGUUCCUAUUAUUGCAUCACUGCUAUCGUCUUUGGGGCUCUUACUUCUAUUAUUCAUCAUCUGGAGAUACAGAAGCAAAAGAAAAACCAUAAAAGGAAACACAAAUGAAGAAGGUAGAGCUUUGGAAUCCAAUAACAAGCAAUUUACGUACACUGAGGUGGCUAACAUGACUAAUAACUUUCAAACGGCUAUUGGAAAGGGAGGAUUUGGAACUGUUUAUCUUGGUCGCUUGAAAAAUGGCAGUCAGGUUGCAGUGAAGUUACUCUCUGCAUCAUCGUCUCAAGGAUACAAAGAAUUUCAAAAUGAGGCUGAGCUCUUGAUGAGGGUUCAUCACAGGAAUUUAGCCUCUUUUGUGGGGUAUUCUCACGAUGAUAACAAGAUGGCGCUUAUCUAUGAGUACAUGGCUAAUGGAAACCUCAAAAGUUAUAUAUCGGACAGAAAUCUUCACCCACUGAGUUGGGAAAUGAGACUCAAGAUAGCAAUAGAUGCUGCACAAGGACUGGAAUAUUUACACCAUGGUUGCAGACCGGCUAUAAUUCACAGGGAUGUGAAGUCAGCCAACAUCCUUCUUAGCGAAAAUUUGAAUGCUAAGAUAGCAGAUUUCGGUCUUUCCAAGGGUCUUCCCGAUGAUCAAACUACUCACAUCUUAACAGACGUUACAGGCACCACCGGCUAUCUUGAUCCAGAGUAUCGAAAAUCUCACAAUCUCAACGAAAAGAGCGAUGUAUACAGUUUUGGGAUAGUUCUUUUAGAGCUGAUCACAGGCCAACCUGCAAUAAUAAAGACCACGUAUCAUACACACAUCUUGCAAUAUGUUAGCCCGUACCUUGAGCAUGGCGAUAUCACAGGUAUCAUAGAUGAACAAAUGGAAGGUGAUUUCAAUUUAGAUUCUGUAUGGAAAGCUAUUGAAUUAUCGGUUGCAUGCACACGAGCCAAGUCUACCCAAAGGGUGACAAUGAGUGAAGUUUUGACUGGGCUAAAGUCAUGUUUGGAGAUGGAGUUGGCUUGCGUUCCCAAAAUUCUGGUGAACCAUGGGAGCCAGAAGAUUGUUGGGUUAAGAAUGGACCAUUCGCCCGAGGUCUGUUCAAUGGAUUUUGAGCUAAUGACUGCCCCCUCCGGAAGAUAAGGAAUCAAAAAACCUUAUUGUAAACUAUAAACAAAUAAAGUGAAAAGACCAUUUUUGUUCAAAUGGAUUAAAUAUUUUUGCA
This is a messenger RNA of Erigeron canadensis, 2808 nucleotides long. RefSeq names its product probable LRR receptor-like serine/threonine-protein kinase At4g29180. Gene Ontology annotation, molecular function: protein binding; ATP binding; protein kinase activity. The transcript is spliced from 12 exons. The record is from RefSeq and is a predicted model, not a curated record. Gene Ontology annotation, biological process: protein phosphorylation. Bases 66 to 2726 code for a protein of 886 amino acids. Lineage: Eukaryota; Viridiplantae; Streptophyta; Magnoliopsida; Asterales; Asteraceae.